AUGGGAGAGCCUCAUGUCAUAGACGUCGACGCCGUCUUGGGAGAAUUGACUCUCCACGAAAAGAUCAAUCUUCUCUCUGGCACAGAUAACUGGCAUUUAUACGGAGUUGAACGUCUCGGAAUACCUGCCGUGAGGGUAUCCGAUGGACCAAAUGGCGUUCGCGGCACCAAGAUGUUCAACAGCACACCAGCUGCCUGUCUACCAUGCGGAACUGCUCUAGCUGCGACAUGGGACGUUGAUUUGAUCAGACGAUCUGGAGAAUUACAAGCAGAAGAAGCACUCGCAAAAGGUGUCUCAGUCAUUUUAGGUCCCACAACUAACAUGCAACGCUCUCCCCUUGGAGGACGUGGAUUCGAGUCGUUCAGUGAGGAUCCUGUGCUUGCUGGCUGCAUGUCGGCAGCAGUCAUAUCGGGUAUUCAAAGCAAAGGAGUUGCAGCAACCUUGAAACAUUUUGUCUGCAAUGAUCAGGAGCAUGAACGAAUGAGUCAGGAUUCUCGGGUAAGCGAACGAGCACUUAGAGAGAUUUACACUUUGCCGUUUCAAAUUGCCCAAUUGAAAGCUGCGCCGUGGGCCUAUAUGGCGAGCUACAACAGGGUUAAUGGGACGCAUGUGAGUGAAAGCUAUGAUAUGCUCCAAGGCAUUAUUCGGGAUGAGUGGGGAUUUGAUGGCUUGAUCAUGAGUGAUUGGCGAGGAACAUACUCCACAGCAGCAGCUCUGAAAGCAGGAUUAGACCUGGAAAUGCCGGGUCCGACCCUAAUGAGAGGGGCCUUGAUCAAUCAUGCACUUGUGUGCGGAAAACUCACACUUGAUGACAUUGAUAUCAGUGUUCGAAGAAUUCUGGCCUUUAUCAACAAAGUUUUACCUCUUAGAAUACCGUCAAAUGCCCCAGAAAUGACAAUUGAUACUACUGAGACCUCACAACGUCUUCGCGAGAUCGCUGCGGCAUCGGUUGUUCUACUGAAAAAUGACAAAAGUGUUCUUCCAUUCCGAAAAGACAAAUCAAUUGCUAUCAUCGGUCCAAAUGCAAAGAUUGCGGCUUAUUCUGGCGGCGGUAGUGCAAGCUUACAUCCUUAUUACGCUGUUACCCCUUUUGACGGCAUCUCAUCUCAAGCACAGGAAGAAGUACUACAUGCUAUCGGUUGUACAGCCUGCAAAAAGCUUCCUCAGAUUACGGAAAUGAUCAAAGACAUGAAAAUGUUCGUCUAUGCUACCUCUAGUUCCGCCAGUACGUCACGACAAAGCAUAGACGAAAUCUCGAUCACAAGCGCCGACAUGUAUCUUUUUGAUUACGUGCCCAAACUACUUCCCCAUGACCACCGAGGAGCGUGGUAUGCAGCUUUUAUAGGCACAUUGAUACCUGAUGCUGAUGGAGAGUACAUGUUCAGUGUCAGCGUCGCAGGAACAGCAAAGCUUUUUGUGGAUGAUAAGCUUGUUGUGGAUGCCAUGACUGAGCAAACCGCCGGUGGCAGUUUUUUUGGCUAUGGUACGACGGAGAUUUGUGGCAGUAUUAUACUCAACAAAGGAUGUUCCUACAUUGUCAGAGUUGAAUUUGGUUCUAUUGCAACCAGUCUACUUCCCGGUCCAGGAGCAGACUCUGUGGCUGGKGGAGGKAUUCGAAUUGGCUGUCAAUUUCAGAUGAAUGCAGAAGAAGAGUUAGCCAAAGCCGUUGAAAUUGCCAAACAAGUCGACCAGGUCGUUAUCGUUGCAGGUCUAAAUGCUGAUUGGGAGUCAGAAGGCUACGAUAGAGAUACCAUGGAUUUACCAGGCCACACAGACAAGCUUAUCAAAGCAAUACUUUCUGCAAACCACAACACAGCCAUUGUGAUUCAAUCCGGAACACCGGUGAGCAUGCCUUGGGUUAAUUCAGCCCCAGCCAUACUGCAAGCCUGGUAUGGGGGCAACGAAACCGGAAACGCAAUCGCCGAUAUCCUAUACGGAGACGUCAACCCGAGUGGGAAGUUGCCUCUUACUUUUCCCAUCCGGCUUGAGGAUAAUCCCGCGUAUCUGAACUUUGGCUCAGAGAAGGGAAGAACGCUGUAUAGAGAAGAUGUUUACAUUGGAUAUCGAUGGUAUGAAUCUAUCAAACGGAAUGUAUGCUUUCCGUUCGGGCAUGGUCUCUCCUACACCCAUUUUACUUUCGACAACCUGACCGUCAAAGUCUCGGAGGGUGAUGAUAGACUUGCCGUUACAGUCGUGGUAGAGAAUACAGGGAAUCACAGCGGCGCUCAUACAGUUCAGGUUUAUGUCUCGCAGCACAAUCCUUCUAUCAAAAGACCAGUGAAAGAACUCAAGGGCUUCAGCAAGGUGUCUCUAGCUCCUGCCGAGAGGAAGGAGGUCGAAAUCAUUAUGAGUCUGAAGUAUGCGACUAGCUUCUGGGAUGAGCGAAAGCAUGCGUGGACAAUGGAAAAAGAUACCUUCGACAUGUACGUCGGUUCGAGCUCGGCGGAUAAGUCAUUUCUGAAGCGUUCGUUUGAGACCUCAAAGACAGCGUGGUGGAAGGGGUUAUAG
Molecule: messenger RNA, 2508 nt
Organism: Talaromyces amestolkiae
Lineage: Eukaryota; Fungi; Ascomycota; Eurotiomycetes; Eurotiales; Trichocomaceae
Exons: 4
Coding region: 1-2508 (835 amino acids)
Biological process (GO): glucan catabolic process
Molecular function (GO): beta-glucosidase activity
Source: RefSeq, a predicted model, not a curated record